AUGGCUGACAAGUUGGCAUUCCUUCUCUUCGGAGACCAGUCUCUUGAUACCCACGGCUUCCUCGCCGAGUUUUUUCGCCAGGAGAAACAGGGUAUACUCGCAAAGGCCUUCUUGGAGCAAGCCGGGCACGAAUUGAGGAAGGAAGUUGAGAAGUUGCCUCGAGUGGAACGAUCACGACUGCCGAUUUUCCGAACUCUUCAGCAACUAAACGAGAGAUACUACGCCCAGAAGCUCAAGCACCCAGGAAUCGAUGGGGCGUUGUUGUGUAUAUCUCAACUGGCACACUACAUCGACCACGCAGAGAAGAACUUCGAGGAUGUGACCCGGCAUGAUAGCACCCACCUUGUCGGUCUCUGCUCUGGGCUGUUUGCCGCCUCUGCCAUUGCAUCGACACCAUCCCUGUCAGCCUUGGUACCUGUGGCCGUCCAGGCUGUCCUUCUCGCCUUCAGGACUGGGUCGUACGUUCACACACUGGGAGACCGAUUAUGUCCUGCCAAUGAGCAAUCAGAGAGCUGGACAUACAUCUUCCCAGGGCUCAAGGAGGACGAUGCCACGGCUGCCCUCGAGAGCUUCCAUCGCGAAAAUGGCAUUCCCCAGGCGAGCCGUGCCUAUGUCAGUGCCGCCUCCGCCAGCAGCCUCGCCAUUUCUGGGCCGCCCACCACGCUCAGACUCUUGGUUGCCAAGGGCAGGCUGUCAGCCAAGCCGACGUCGAUUCCAGUCUACGGCCCGUAUCAUGCCGCUCAUCUACACGCCUCCGCCAACAUCGACAAGAUUCUGCAUUUAGAUGAUCCGGAAGUGGUCGAUGCCUUCUACAACACUCGGCCACGGUCGGCGGUUAUGUCAUGCACAUCGGGGACUUGGUUCGCGGCGACGGAUACGCGGACGCUGAUCAAAUCAGUCGUGUUUGAAAUUCUCAAUGAGACUCUGAUGUUUAACAAGGUCCUCGACGGGUGUCUCGAGCGGGCGCGCCAGUUCAAGGGAGAUAGCUGUCUCAUUUUGCCGCUGGGUCCCACUCAAAAUGCCGCGACGCUCGCGAAUCUUCUCAAGUCUCAGACAGACUUGGAGGUCAUUCUCCGCAAGCCGCCUGCUGUGUCACCGGAGAGCACGUCCUCGACAAUCGGGAACCAUGGGUCGGUGGGAAGGUGCAAGUUGGCCAUUGUCGGCAUGGCAGGUCGCUUCCCUGAUGCUGCCAGCCACGAGAAGCUCUGGGAGCUGUUGGAGAAGGGCCUGGAUGUCCACCGUGUGGUCCCGGCGGAUCGCUUUGAUGUCAAGUCUCACUAUGAUCCCACCGGAAAGAUCAUGAACACCAGUCACACGCCCUAUGGCUGCUGGAUUGAGAACCCCGGGUUUUUCGACCCUCGGUUUUUCAACAUGUCGCCCCGUGAAGCGCUCCAGACCGAUCCCAUGCAGCGCAUGGCCUUGACCACGGCCUAUGAAGCUCUCGAGAUGUCUGGUUAUGUGCCGAACCGGACGCCAACUACCCGCCUUGACCGCAUCGGCACCUUUUACGGCCAGACAUCUGAUGACUGGCGUGAACUGAAUGCGGCCCAGGAGGUCGACACCUACUACAUCACGGGUGGUGUGCGUGCUUUCGGCCCCGGACGCAUCAACUACCACUUUGGUUUCAGCGGACCCAGUCUCAACAUUGAUACUGCCUGUUCGUCCAGUGCCGCGGCUAUGAACGUCGCUUGCUCCUCUCUGUGGGCUCGGGACUGUGACACUGCCAUUGUCGGUGGGUUGUCGUGCAUGACCAACCCGGACAUUUUCUCCGGUCUCAGCAGAGGACAAUUCCUGUCCAAGAAGGGACCUUGCGCUACUUUCGACAACGAGGCUGACGGCUACUGCCGUGGUGACGGUUGCGCCUCUGUGGUCGUCAAGCGUUUGGAGGAUGCCGAAGCUGAGGGUGACAGAAUCCUUGCUGUCAUCUUGGGUACGGCCACCAACCACUCUGCUGAUGCCAUCUCCAUCACUCAUCCUCACGGACCGACGCAGUCUGUCCUUUCUCGCCAGAUUCUUGACGAGGCUGGUGUGGAUCCCCUUGAUGUCGACUAUGUUGAAAUGCACGGAACCGGCACUCAAGCUGGCGAUGGUACCGAGAUGGUGUCUGUCACCAAUGUCUUUGCCCCCGCAGAGCGCAAGAGACCUGCCAACAGACCUCUCUAUCUCGGUGCCGUCAAGGCCAAUGUCGGUCACGGAGAGGCUGCUUCUGGUGUGACUGCUCUGUGCAAGGUGCUCAUGAUGCUCCAAAAGAAUGCCAUCCCACCCCACGUGGGUAUCAAGCAGGGCUCCGUCAUCAACAAGACUUUCCCCAAGGAUUUGUCUGAGCGCAACGUCAACAUUGCCUUCCACACCACCCCCUUCAGAAGAAAGGAUGGCAAGCCCAGACGCGUCUUCAUCAACAACUUCAGUGCCGCUGGCGGUAACACUGGCUUGCUUCUUGAAGAUGCGCCUCAGCGCCCCAAGGCCACCGCCGAUCCCCGCAGCCACCACGUUGUCACCCUCACCGGCAAGUCAAAGGCUGCCAUGAUCCGUAAUGCGGAACGCCUCGUUGGCUGGAUGGAGAGGAACCCCGAGACGCCGCUGUCUCAUGUGGCCUACACCACCACUGCCAGAAAGAUUCAGCACUACUGGCGCAUGAACGUCGUUGCCAGUGACCUCGACGAGGCGAAGUCGGCCAUUUCUACCCGCCUCAAGGAGAACUUCGUCCCUGUUCUCCCUGAGCAACCCAAGGUUGCCUUCAUGUUCACUGGCCAGGGAUCUCACUACCCCGCCCUCGGCAAAGAGUUCUAUGAGCACUACUCGGUCUUCCGUCAGAACAUUGACGAGUUUGACCGCAUUGCUCAGAUCCAUGGCUUCCCAUCAUUCUUGCCCCUGAUUGACGGCAGCGAGUCUGAUGUCUCCAAGCUGUCUCCAGUGGUUGUGCAGCUUGGCCUGGCCUGCUUCGAGAUGGCUCUUGCCCGCUUGUGGAUAUCUUGGGGUAUCCGCCCUGCUGUGGUCCUUGGCCACAGUCUGGGUGAGUAUGCUGCUCUCGAGGUGGCUGGUGUUCUUUCCGCCAGUGAUGCCAUCUACCUCGUCGGCGCGCGUGCCCAGCUCCUUGUUGAGAAGUGCACCGCCGGCACCCAUGCUAUGCUUGCCACCAUGGGCUCUGUCGAGACCAUCAUGGACGCUCUUGGUGUGAAGGCCACUGGUGUCAAUGUCGCCUGCAUCAAUGGCCCUCGCGAGACUGUUCUCAGCGGCGAGUCUAGCGAGAUGGCUGAGAUUGCCCAACACCUCACCGGCGCCGGCUUCAAGUGCACUCAGCUCCGUGUGCCCUUCGCCUUCCACUCGGCCCAGGUUGACGCCAUCCUGGACGACUUUGAGAAGCUCGCCAAGUCUGUACAGUUCAACACCCCCAAGGUGCCCAUCAUUUCGCCCCUUCUUGGCAAGAUGGUCGAGAACGAGCCCAUCACGCCUGGCUAUCUUCGCAACCAUGCCCGUGAGGCCGUCAACUUUCUCGGUGGCCUGGUUUCUGCUCAGCAGUCUGGUGCCAUUGACGAGAAGACUGUCUGGCUCGAGGUUGGCCCUCACCCAGUGUUGGCUGGUAUGGUCAAGGCUUCUUUCGGCGUUGCCACCAUUGCGGUCCCGACUCUUCGUCGCAACGAGGGUUGCUACAGGACUCUGUCCUCCAGCUUGUGCACUCUGCACACCGCUGGUCUAAACGUCGACUUCAACGAGUUCCACCGUGACUUCAGCGAAUCGGUUCGCCUGCUUGAUUUGCCCAGCUACUCGUUCGAUGAGAAGAACUACUGGCUGCAGUACACUGGCGACUGGUGCUUGUCCAAGAACCGCGUCGGAACCCAGGCUGGUCCCAAGGCCAUCGAGGCCCCCAAGCCCAAGCUGUCCACCACGACCGUUCAGAAGAUCACCAAGGAGGAGGUCAACGGCGACGUUGUCAUCCUCGAGACCGAGUCCGAUCUUUGCCAACCAGAGCUUCGCAACGUGGUCUCUGGUCACUUGGUCAACGGUGCUCCUCUGUGCCCAUCUUCGCUCUAUGGCGACAUGGCCAUGACCGCAUGCCAGUACGCUUACAAGCUGGUACGGCCCGGGACCGAAAAAAUCGGCACCAAUGUGGCACACAUGGAAGUUCCCAAGACGUUGAUCUUCAACGACACCGCAAAGAGCCACAUACUGCGCAUGACUAUCAACGCCAAUGCUAGGACCGGCCAGGCCGACGUUGUCUUCCACACUGGUGAUGGCGCCAAGAGAACCGACCAUGCUAUCUGCAAGGUCUACUUCGGUGAGCUCGAGGACUGGCAGAACGAGUUUGACCGUGUUGCCUACUUGAUUAAGACCCGCAUCGACUCACUCAAGGCGGCUGAGCAGCGUGGUGAGGCUUCCAAGAUUGGCCGCGGGCUUGCUUACAAGCUCUUCGGUGCUCUUGUCGACUACAACCGCAGAUAUCAGGGCAUGGAGGAGGUCAUUUUGGACAGCAAGACUUGCGAGGCUACUGCCAAAAUCCGCUUCCAGACUACGCCGGAGGAUGGCAACUACGUUUUCAGCCCGUACCACAUCGACAGUUCUUGCCACAUCUCCGGUUUCAUCAUCAACGGAACUGACGCCGUCGACUCACGUGAGCAGGUGUUCAUCUCUCACGGUUGGGGUUCGAUGAGGUUCACCGAGGUUCCUCAGGCCAACAAGGAGUAUCGCAGCUACAUCCGCAUGCAGCCCAUCAAGGGCUCCAAGAUGUAUGCCGGUGAUGCCUACGUUUUCGACGGCGACAAGGUCAUCGGUAUCACGGGUGACAUCAAAUUCCAAGCAAUCCCUCGCAAGGUCCUCAACAUGAUGUUGCCUCCUCGCGGCACUGCUAUUUCCAGCGGACCUGCCCGUGCUGCUCCUGCGGCCAAGGCUGCCCCGGUCAAGGCUGCUCCCGCCAAGAAGAAGAAGGAGACUGUCACCCCCGCCAACAUUGGCAAGGUGAACCAGAAGCUCAAGGGUGUUGUCUCCCAGGUCAUGGAUAUCCUUGCCAAGGAGGUCGGCUGCAGCCACGAUGAGCUUGCCGACAACAUCGCCUUCACAGAUCUUGGUGUUGACUCUCUGAUGUCCUUGACUGUCAGCGGUCGCAUCCGUGAGGAGAUGGACCUGGAUCUUCACUCCAAUGCCUUUGUUGACCACCCCACUAUUGGCGUCUUCAAGAUCUACUUGGCUCAAUUUGAGAAGUCUGGCGUCCAGGCGAGCAUCUCUUCCAGCGAAUCCGACAACUCUGAUGAUGAGUCACCUGAGAUUGAUUCCGACUCCAACGUCACCACUCCUCUUGAUGAGAGUGAGACAGACUCUCUCAAGGGUGAUGGUCUGAAGAACGAGUCUGGGUCCUCUAGCAGCGAGCUUCAGAGCAUCGUUCGCAACACCAUUGCUGGUGAGAUGCAGGUCGAGGUUGACGAGAUCCUCGCUGCCCCCGACCUUGCCAACCUUGGCAUGGACUCGUUGAUGAGCUUGUCUAUCCUCGGUACACUCCGUGAGAAGACCGGUCUGACGAUCCCAUCUGAUCUCUUUGUCUCCAACCCAUCUCUCAAGGAUGUUGAGCGUGCCUUGGGCAUCGUUGAUGCCCCCAAGCCUCGCCCUGCUGCCCCUAAGCAGUCAAAGCAGCAGGCUCCCGCUCCCAAGACCGCUCAGCACCCCCGCAUUGGCAAUGAGCAGCCCUGCCCUCCCAAGCCUCCCAGACCUACCAACAUUGUCGAUGACUACCCAAACCGCAAGGCUUCCUCGGUUCUUCUCUCAGGCAGCCACCGCACCGCCACGAAGCAUCUCUUCAUGAUUCCUGAUGGCUCCGGUUCCGCUACAUCUUACACUGAGAUCGCCGACGUGGGAGGUGACUGGGCUGUCUGGGGUCUCUUCUCCCCAUUCAUGAAGACCCCUGAGGAAUACAAGUGCGGUGUCUAUGGCAUGGCCUCCAAGUUCAUUGAGGAGAUGAAGCGUCGUCAGCCGCAGGGCCCAUACUCCCUUGCCGGUUGGUCCGCAGGUGGUGUCAUCGCCUACGAGAUCGUCUCCCAGCUGGUCAAGGCUGGUGACGAGGUUGAGCACCUGAUCAUUAUCGAUGCUCCUUGCCCCGUCACCAUCGAGCCCCUCCCCGAGGGACUCCACGCUUGGUUCGCCUCCAUCGGCCUCCUCGGUGACGGCGACGACAAGAAGAUCCCCCCUUGGCUCCUGCCCCACUUCGCUGCCAGUGUUUCGGCACUGAGCAACUACGACGCGGAGCCCAUUCCCAAGGAGAAAUGUCCCAAGGUGACGACCAUCUGGUGCGAGGACGGUGUGUGCAAGCUGCCCACCGACCCCCGACCAGAACCAUACCCCAAGGGACACGCCCUCUUCCUGUUGGACAACCGGACAGACUUUGGUCCCAACAGGUGGGACGAGUACUUGGAUGUGAACAAGAUGCAGUUCAGACACAUGCCAGGGAACCACUUCUCGAUGAUGCAUGAUGAUCAGGCCAAGCAACUCGGAAGCUUCAUCCGCGAAGUGCUUUUGUAA
This is a messenger RNA of Podospora anserina S mat+, 6504 nucleotides long. RefSeq lists its product as uncharacterized. NCBI's taxonomy places the organism in Eukaryota, Fungi, Ascomycota, Sordariomycetes, Sordariales, Podosporaceae. Gene Ontology annotation, biological process: fatty acid biosynthetic process. The record is from RefSeq and is a predicted model, not a curated record. Bases 1 to 6504 code for a protein of 2167 amino acids. Gene Ontology annotation, molecular function: 3-oxoacyl-[acyl-carrier-protein] synthase activity; fatty acid synthase activity; phosphopantetheine binding. The transcript is spliced from 4 exons.